CCUCUCACAUGACGCCCGACAGAAUGCGGAAAAGAGCCAGGCGCGCGGUGUGGGGCGAGGAAGUCCGGACGAGGUUGCAUCCCUUGACAGAGCUCUCUCUCUCUUGUCUUCUCCCCACCCGCCUUCGGAAGAGCCCGCUUCGGAAGAACUGCGCCUCUGCUUGGGCUGCAGCAUCCCACGAAAGAAAGAAGGGACCUUUUCUGAGAGGAGAAACAAAGUUAACUUCCAUUGCUACAUCCUUCUCUUGCUACUCUGAAUCCAGCCAAAGUCUCCAACUUUCAAAGUAAAGCGCCUGCCUGUUGAGUGAUUCCUGGUCCCUUUGAACCCAGGUCUAGGACUUCCUGUUGUUCCUGGAGGAGAUGCUCUGCAGAAUCAAAACUAAAGUGCCUUGAGUCCUCAGCUUCCCUGGAGGUUGCUGUUCUCUUUCGCAAAAGGCGUCUCUUUCUCAAAAGCCACCCAAAGAGAAGGCACAGUGGGCUGCCCGCCCCUUGCUUCUUGACCUCCCACCAUGGUGGGCCACCAUGACCAUAUGUUCAAGGUGCUGAUCAUUGGGGAUGCCACUGUUGGGAAGACCUCCUUGGUCCAGCGAUACGCCAACGACAGUUUUAACAAGCAUUACAAGUCCACCGUUGGAGUGGAUUUUGCUCUGAAGGUGGUGCAAUGGUCAGAUUCGGAGACAGUGAGGCUGCAGUUGUGGGACAUUGCAGGUCAAGAACGGUUUACAUCUAUGACUCGACUGUACUAUAAGGAGGCAUCUGCCUGUGUUAUCAUGUUUGAUGUCACCAGUGUGAGCACAUUCACCAGCUGCCUGAAGUGGAAGCAGGAUUUGGACAGCAAGCUGAGGCUACCAGAUGGAAACCCUGUCCCUUGUCUGCUACUAGCUAACAAAUGUGACCUUUAUCCUUGGUCUGUGACUAGAGAAGAAAUCGAUCAAUUCAGCAAAGAGAAUGGAUUCACUGGAUGGACUGAAACAUCUGUCAAGGAAAACAAGAAUGUAAAUGAGUCCAUGAGGGUCCUUAUUGAGAAGAUGAUGAUGGCAACCACAACAUCACUGAGUGACAGAGAUAUCUCUAUUUCAGGCCAGGGAGACUACAUCAAUCUAAAAGAUGCAACUACGUCCAAUUGGGGAUGCUGCUAAUUGCAUGUGCUUCUGCAUCUGAUCACAGAUCAAGGGUACUUUUCAGAUAAAUACAUCUAGUGUUUUUACAGAGUCAUAGCAAGUUUCCUUUACACAUUUGUGAGCAGUGAAGGAGAAAGAAGCCCCUCAACCUAGCAGAUAUAAUUGAAACCACUUCCUUUGUUCUUCUGAUGUGAUCCACCAGUAAUACCCUAUUGAACACUGCGACCUUGGUAAAGUCAAGAAGGUCUUAUAUUCCGCUCAUUGCUGGUUCCUCUGCAGUUGAAGGGAAAGUCUCCACUCCAGUUAAUCCAAGAUGUUAUGGCAGAAGAAGUUCUUAUAGGAAUCUUUCAGCAGUCCUAAAACAAAGCCGAAGGAAUCUGUGACUAAUGCGCAUGCACACGUGUUUUGAACCAGAUUGCCUUUGAUUUAUCAUCUCUAGAAAUGUGCUUCGGACUGUAACCCAGCUGCAGAAUUCAUUCACCACAACUCGCGGGAAGGUGCCAUUUCUUGCCAUGGGAAACCUAUUGCCUCUUCUGUAUGUGCCUUUCUCUUUUGCCAAAGACUACAAGUUUUAAAUUGAACUCUGGCCUUUUUUUGUGUCCCUGUUUUUAUGUGGGUUGCACAGUUGUUCCUUUUCCUGGUGCCAUUUUAUCAGAGAACCCAACAUUGAAUUGAAGCGAAAGCUGUAAACUGUUUUGCAUUGAUGCACCUUAGCAGAGCACCAACCGUGUUCUUUGUUUUUUAUAGUCCUUUCCUUCACAGCAUCUAAUUUGCCUCUUUCAAAUUCUGAUGAAUUACUUCCUCUCAGCUGUCCUCCUGUGUGGGUCUCGGUUGCCAUUAUGCAAUGCUGCCUGAAAGCCCACCCACUGGUUUUAGUGAUCUGAGGGGGAACUCAGAAUAAGAGGCCCAGCGAGACAAAAAGCAAGAGUUAAAUUUCCCCUGCAUCCCUUUGAUAGCAGGUAUUUUGCUAUUUUAAUGUUAUGACAAGUGACAGACUUGUGUUUUUUUCUUGAAUAAGGACAAUUAUACUUUAAUUUCUUUUUUUUUUUAAGUGGCCACUUCGUAAUUCAGGAGGGUUGAAAUAACAGGGUGGUGAAAUGCAUUAAGGUGUCUGAAUUUUUAAUUUUCAUUUUAAAAUAAAAAGUUCAAGGUUGAA
Molecule: messenger RNA, 2276 nt
Organism: Anolis sagrei ordinatus
Lineage: Eukaryota; Metazoa; Chordata; Lepidosauria; Squamata; Anolidae
Gene: RAB29
Product: RAB29, member RAS oncogene family
Biological process (GO): endosome to lysosome transport; phagosome-lysosome fusion
Cellular component (GO): lysosome; Golgi apparatus; trans-Golgi network
Molecular function (GO): GTP binding; GTPase activity
Source: RefSeq, a predicted model, not a curated record